CUUGGGUCUUGAUACCCACAUACAUAAAUAUUUACAUACUUCCCCUUCGAGUGUCAAUAGUGGUCAUACCACAGUACGUAUAUUACAUAUAAUCUGGACAAUAUGGAUGCCGCUUCGUAUCUUAGUUCGAAGAACUACACACAUAACAUUGGUGUUAGAUCCGGUCUUCCCGAGUCAAAGCAAGCGGGUGCCCCAAAACAGCACCAUGGGUUCAGCCCUUAUGUAUUUAAUGGAGGGACUACCAUGGCGAUUGCCGGCGAUGGAUAUGUCGUGGUAGCUGGAGACACGCGCUUAAGCGCUGGAUAUGAAAUUAUGACUAGGGACCACUCCAAACUCUGCAAAUUAAAUGACCGAGUGGUGCUGGCAUCGAUUGGAUUUCAAGGAGAUUCGACCACCCUGCACAAGCACUUAAAGAUGAAGCUUGCGAUGUACAAGCACAAUCACGACAAGGACAUGGGAGUCGAGGCCUGUGCUCAAAUGUUGAUGACAACACUAUACUAUAAACGAUUCUUCCCGUAUUAUACAAUCAAUAUCUUGGUCGGUCUGGAUAAGGACGAUCAAGGAGCAGUGUACCAUUACGAUCCAAUCGGUAGUUUCGAGAGGGAAACCUACCGUGCCGCUGGUACAGGUUCGCAAUUGCUGCAACCAUUGCUGGACAGUGAAGUUGGGUUCAAAAACAAGAGCGAUGUUGUAGAGAAAAAGACACCUACUCUGGAGGAAGCGAUCAAUCUCUGCAAGGACGCAUUCGCCGGAGUAGCCGAGAGAGAUAUCUAUACGGGAGAUCGCGUGCAGAUUUUGAUUAUCACGAAAGACGGCGUGAAAGAAGAGACAUUUACACUGAGAAGAGAUUAAUAUCGAAGCGACCCAUAUUUUCCCGAGCGGAGUUGAUAUUGUGUCAAGCGGUAACCAAUAUAGCUACAUCUCAUAUAAAAUUCGGAGAUAGCGUAUCUGCGGGAAUAUCCGAAGUC
Molecule: messenger RNA, 968 nt
Organism: Sphaeroforma arctica JP610
Lineage: Eukaryota; Ichthyosporea; Ichthyophonida
Product: 20S proteasome subunit beta 6
Exons: 7
Coding region: 103-852 (249 amino acids)
Cellular component (GO): proteasome core complex
Source: RefSeq, a predicted model, not a curated record